AUGUCCCAUAUUCAGAAUCAUAGUCCCCCUCUCUACAUGAGUUAUACCCCAGAUGUCCUGCUCAGGUGGGAGAUGUCCCAUAUUAAGAAUCAUAGUCCCCUCCUCUCUAGGAGAGUUAUACCCCAGCUGUCCUUCUCAGGUGGGAGAUGUCCCAUAUUAAGAAUCAUAGUCCCCCCCUCUCUAGGAGAGUUAUACCCCAGCUGUCCUGCUCAGGUGGGAGAUGUCCCAUAUUAAGAAUCAUAGUCCCCCUCUCUAGGAGAGUUAUACUCCAGCUGUCCUGCUCAGGUGGGCGAUGUCCUAUAUUAAGAAUCAUAGUCCCUCCCCCUCUCAAGCUGAGUUAUACCCCAGCUGUCCUUCUCAGGUGGGAGAUGUCCCAUAUUAAGAAUCAUAGUCCCCUCCUCUCUAGGAGAGUUAUACCCCAGCUGUCCUGCUCAGGUGGGAGAUGUCCCAUAGGUGAGUUAUACCCCAGCUGUCCUUCUCAGGUGGGAGAUGUCCCAUAUUCAGAAUCAUAG
Messenger RNA from Pelobates cultripes (western spadefoot toad), 512 nucleotides. The record is from the annotation of a GenBank genome assembly. Lineage: Eukaryota; Metazoa; Chordata; Amphibia; Anura; Pelobatidae.